AUGGGAAACACUUCACAUUUUUCAUAUUUCACUCUUUCCGCAUACCUUGACUCUGGACUUUUAAAAUAUCUGUAUUUCUUGGUUGUUGUGUGUGUUUAUGCUGUAAUAAUUUGCACUAAUGUUCUGCUGAUUGUGGUUAUCUGUGUGAACAGGAGCUUACAUGAACCCAUGUACCUUUUUCUGUGCAGUCUGUUUGUUAAUGAACUGUUCGGUAGUGCAGGAUUGUUUCCAUUCCUUCUGGUUCAGAUUCUCAAAGACAUUCACACUAUUUCUAUUUCACUUUGUUUCCUGCAGGUUUAUAUAUUUUUUUCAUAUAUAAAUGUCCAAAUUUGUAUCUUGGCUGCUGUGUCUUACGACCGAUACCUGGCCAUCUGUUUUCCGCUGCAGUGUCACACUCAUAUGACAUGUCGAAAAGCUGCUGUACUUAUUGCUCUGACGUGGGUUUAUCGUUUUGUGGAGGCUGGUGUUAUGGUUUCUUUAAGUGCCCCUUUACAGCUGUGUGGAAACAUUAUCCCCAAAGUCUACUGUGAUAAUUACUCUAUAGUUAAACUGGCCUGUUCAGAUACCACAGUCAAUAACAUCUAUGGAAUAGUUUAUACAGUUAUCGUAAUAAUUGGAAUCCUGAGUGUGUUUUUGUACACUUACAUGAAGAUUCUUAAAGUGUGUUUUUCAGGAUCUAAAGAGACCAGACAAAAGGCCAUCAGUACCUGUACACCUCACCUGGCUUCACUGUUGAACUUUACUAUCGGAGGAAGCUUUGAAAUAUUUCAGAGCAGGUUUAAUAUGAGCUCUUUACCCAGUGUGCUGCGUAUUUUUCUGUCAUUAUACUGGAUCACAUGUCAGCCACUCUUUAACCCGUUAAUAUAUGGACUGAAUUUGACCAAAAUCCGUGACUCAUAUCGAAGGGUUUUUGUUAGCAAAAUGUAA
Sphaeramia orbicularis (orbiculate cardinalfish) is the source of this 927-nucleotide messenger RNA. Its product is annotated as olfactory receptor 11A1-like. Lineage: Eukaryota; Metazoa; Chordata; Actinopteri; Kurtiformes; Apogonidae. Gene Ontology annotation, biological process: detection of chemical stimulus involved in sensory perception of smell; G protein-coupled receptor signaling pathway. Gene Ontology annotation, cellular component: membrane. The coding region runs from base 1 to 927 and encodes 308 amino acids. The record is from RefSeq and is a predicted model, not a curated record. The transcript has a single exon. Gene Ontology annotation, molecular function: odorant binding; olfactory receptor activity; G protein-coupled receptor activity.